Microthlaspi erraticum is the source of this 264-nucleotide messenger RNA. The record is from the annotation of a GenBank genome assembly. NCBI's taxonomy places the organism in Eukaryota, Viridiplantae, Streptophyta, Magnoliopsida, Brassicales, Brassicaceae.
AUGGGAGGUUCCAAUUCAAGUUCACACAUCCAUUGGCUGGCCCUCCAAGCUUCUCCUGCCCAACCCAGAGCUCACCACAGUAGUAGGGGUGAGAACAUUGACUUCAGACCCCCUGUGUACACAUUAGUUGGGCAUGAGGAUGAUUUGCGAGAAGAGGAGCCUGAGCUCGAUCGAGCUGAGGAUCGAGCUGAAGAUCAAGUCAGGAAUGCGGAUUUGGGUGAGCCUGAGUGCUAUUAUUUGAGGAGUAUGAGGCUCCAAGGAUGA